This is a messenger RNA of Musca vetustissima, 752 nucleotides long. RefSeq names its product peptide methionine sulfoxide reductase-like. The transcript has 4 exons. Gene Ontology annotation, molecular function: peptide-methionine (S)-S-oxide reductase activity. Bases 2 to 751 code for a protein of 249 amino acids. NCBI's taxonomy places the organism in Eukaryota, Metazoa, Arthropoda, Insecta, Diptera, Muscidae. The record is from RefSeq and is a predicted model, not a curated record.
AAUGUCGAUCGCUAUCAAUCCAGAAGACAUCAAGGCACCAAUCCUUAAGGAUGUGAGUAUUGUGCGCAAUGAACAAAAAGAGUUAAACCUCAGCCCGGUGCAUUCGCUUGGUGUGCCAUUCAUCAAAACGGCCACAUUUGGCAUGGGAUGUUUUUGGGGCGCAGAAUCGUUAUAUGGAGCCACAAGAGGAGUAUUGCGCACAACUGUAGGCUAUGCCGGCGGCACCAAAGAAGGCCCAAAGUACCGUAAUUUGGGUGACCAUACUGAAGUUUUGGAAAUUGACUACGAUCCAAACAUCAUUUCCUUCAAAGAUCUCCUUGAUUUAUUCUGGAACAACCAUGAAUACGGCCUAACCACCACCCCCAUUAAAAGACAAUAUAUGUCACUGAUCUUAUACCACGACGAAGAGCAGAAGGCAAUUGCUGAACAAUCGAAACAGGAAGAACAAAUCAAACGGGCUCCAGAGGUUAUAAUUACGGAAAUUCGGGCUAAAACUAAUUUCUAUCCUGCUGAAGAUUAUCACCAGAAAUAUCGCCUGCAAGGUCAUCGUGAUUUAUGUGACACGCUAAAUUUAAAGUCAAAACUUUUACAAAGCUCCUAUGUUGCUACGAAACUUAACGGUUAUAUGGCAGGCGUUGGAGGCUUUGAACAAUUCAAAUCAGAAGUGGAUACCAUGGGGCUGACGCCGACCCAAAAGCAAUACUGCAAUUACUAUGUGGAAAAGAACGAAGGCCAAGGACUCUAUUGCUGAC